Messenger RNA from Phytophthora nicotianae INRA-310, 1827 nucleotides. RefSeq lists its product as hypothetical. The transcript has 15 exons. Lineage: Eukaryota; Oomycota; Peronosporomycetes; Peronosporales; Peronosporaceae. The record is from RefSeq and is a predicted model, not a curated record. Gene Ontology annotation, molecular function: oxidoreductase activity. The coding region runs from base 38 to 1702 and encodes 554 amino acids.
GCAGCGUAGGACGAAGAAGCCUCCCGCAUUGAGGAAGAUGAAGGCCCCCACUGCGCUGCUUCGAAAGAAAUGGGACGCCAUCGUGGUGGGCGGGGGACACAAUGGACUCGUAGCUGCCGCGUAUCUGGCAAAGGCCGGAAAGAGCGUCUGCGUGCUGGAAAAGAGACACAUUGUCGGCGGUGCGGCGGUGACCGAGGAAAUCUUCCCUGGGUUUAAGUUCUCGCGGGCAUCGUAUGUGUUCUCGCUCUUCCGGCCGCAAAUUAUCAAGGAUCUGGAUCUGCAUCGACACGGACUCGAGGUUUUCGUUCGAGAUCCGUCAUCAUUCACACCGACUCGUGGCGGCCGCAGCCUCAUCCUCGGUAGUGAUAUGCAGCAAACUCAAGCAAGUAUUGCUCAAUUUUCAACUGCAGACGCGAAAGCAUACCCGGUGUACAGUAAGAUGUUGGAGGACAUGGUGGAUUUCUUCUUGCCAAUGCUUGAUGAGCCUCCUCCAGAUCUCCACACUGCUUUUGACUCCAAGUCUUCUCUCAGCCGGCGUGUAGAAGCAGCAAAAGCUAUGGCGCACUUAGGCUAUCGCUGCGGCAAACUUGGAAGCGAGUUGACUACCUUUGCGGAAUUUAUGACGGCCCCCGCGACUAAGAUCCUCGACAAAUGGUUCGAGUCGGAUGUGUUGAAAGCCACGCUCGCUACUGAUGCCAUUAUAGGCGCGAAGGUUUCUCCUUCGACUCCUGGAUCCGCCUAUAUUCUCUUCCACCACGUCAUGGGUGAAGUGAACGGUAUCAAGGGUGCUUGGGGACAUGUAAAAGGUGGAAUGGGUGGAGUUUCCAAAGCUAUCGAAAAAGCUGCAACUGAGGCCGGCGCCGAAAUCCACGUUAGCAGUCCUGUCAAAUCCAUUAGUGUGCAUGAUGGGAAAGCGCGUGGAGUUUGUCUACAAAGCGGGGACGUGAUCGAAUCAGACUGUAUUCUAUCGAAUGCGAGCCCAGUUACCACCGUGCUUGACUUGCUUGAUCAGAACGAUUUACCAGAGGAGGUAGUCAAGCAUUUUAGGCGAAACUGGAACAGCGAGUCGGCUUCAACGAAGAUCAAUGUAGCGCUCGACAAACUACCAAACUUUUCGUGUUUCCCCAACGCGGGAGAUGGAAAUGUGCCGAUGCCAAACCAUUAUGGCACUAUUCAUUUCGAGGACUCGCUGGACCAGAUUGAGGACGCUUUCUUGGACGCCCAGCAUGGAAUUUGCUCGAAACGGCCUGUAAUCGAGAUGAACAUCCCGACGUCGCUGGACCCAACUAUUGCCCCUCCAGGAAAACACAUCGCUCUUUUGUUCGUGCAGUACACGCCAUACGAACCAAAGGAUGGAACGUGGAGUGAACCGGGGAAAAAGGAACGAUUCGCGAACCAAGUUUUCUCGGUAAUCGACGAGUACGCACCGGGUUUCACGAAAUCAAUCAUCGACUAUGAGAUACUCACGCCGCCUGAUCUUGAGCAAGUGUUCUCGCUUCCGAGAGGGAAUAUUUUUCACGGUGCCAUGGGCUUGGAUCAGCUCUUCUGGAUGAGACCAAUGCCUGGCUAUUCGAGCUACCGGUCUCCAAUCGAAGGUCUGUACUUCUGCUCCGCCGGCACGCAUCCUGGAGGCGGCGUGAUGGGAGCCUGUGGGCGUAAUGCAGCCAUGGUUUGCUUGAAAGACCAGAAGCUUCGCAAGUGAGGACCUCUUUGAUUGCUUGAAAACAGGUAAACGCGUAGUCAAAAAAUAAUUUACCUUUAGUAGUGUUCUACGUGCAUCUGCUGGUACAACUACGGCGCAGUUCUUUUGUUCAGUGGGUUCAGGCU